AUUUACUAUUUGAAGAGUCAAAAUAUUUUUUCUUUUGACUAUUAUCUACUCAAAAAAAGGUAGCAUUUGGUAGAUCUGAACUUAUAGGCACUUUAUCUGAAUUUAUAUAACAAUCAUUUCAUUUUGAGACGAUAAGAUGUUUGACACCACUCGGGUUCUCUACAACUUUCACAACUUUCAUUAAACUACUCAAAUUGUAAACUUUUGAUGUGAUAUUUAUCUCUCAAACUAAUAUUUCAACCAUUGCUUGAAGAUAUUUCUUCUACUGUCACUAAUAUAGUUAUAGGUCAAAUUAACAUCUUAAACUUCGUCAUAUAAAAUGGACUGGAGGGCAUAUUAGUCGUUUUAUAUCAAGGUUCUGAUCUUGUGACUUUUGUUCAGUAAGAAAACAUAAAUUAGUGACCAAGAAUGAGGCUGAAGAUUGGUGAGCUUGUCUUUACUAGGCUGAAUCUGUCAAGCUUUUGCAAUGGAGGAGCAGAUAUUAUUUUUGCCAGAACUGAAUAUGUUGCUCUUUAUAUCUGAGUUGUGUUUUAAGAGCACGCCGUGAUAAUAUCCGUCAUAUCCGUUGCCCUUGCAGUUAUUCAAAUAUCGAUUUGCAACUUCCAAUAGGUUAGCAUAGUUGAAACAAUAACUACUAACUAGUGUUCAUAGAAAGGAGAGAUUGCUAACUUCUACUGCCUUCUUCUUGUGACCAGCCGUACUACAAAUUUCAUGACAUGACAAAUUUGUAGCUUGAUUUGAAGCAACUUCUAUCAAACUAAAUGAACAUGCAUAUAGAAGACAAUGGAUGGAAAUUUCAUUGUGUAUUUUGUUGAUACAAAAGUCUUAUCAAGCUGUUAUAAUUUGCAGUAUACAAUAGCAAUGCUGGGAUAUGGUCCAGAAGACACGAGUUCUGUGAUGGAGUUGACAUAUAAUUAUGGUGUCACUGAAUAUGACAAGGGAAAUGCAUAUGCACAGAUAGCUAUAGGCACAGAUGAUGUGUACAAGACCGCAGAAGCAAUCAGACUGUGUGGUGGAAAGAUUACGAGGGAACCAGGACCGCUACCUGGUAUCAGCACCAAGAUUGUAGCAUGCCUAGAUCCUGAUGGUUGGAAAUCGGUUUUUGUUGACAAUGUAGAUUUUCUCAAGGAAUUGGAGUAAGCUGUUUUCGGAAGAAAUAGUUGGCAUACACGGAACAUCUUGAGGACAUUGAUGCUUCAUCGAAAUUACUUCCUCGCCUUUGGCCGAAAUGAUACAAAGGGACUACCAUGAAAAAGAGCCUAAAAUUGUGCAUCUUGUGGAUAAAAUUACAGAAGUUGUGGCUUCACCAGCAUUAGAAGAGUAUAGAAGCAUGAACUCAUAAAUCUACGUGCUUUUUGUAAUAAGUUUACUGCCUUUUCUUACUGGAAAACUUUGCAAAGUAGGGAAUCAAUAGUUUUAGCAAAGUGAGGACUUAGUAGUGCUCUAUUUCCAAUAUGUACAAUCCCUAAUUUCAAUUGUUCAUUUAACUCUUUUUCUUCUAGUUGGACUAUAGGUACCGAGGAUCA
Molecule: messenger RNA, 1526 nt
Organism: Nicotiana tabacum (common tobacco)
Lineage: Eukaryota; Viridiplantae; Streptophyta; Magnoliopsida; Solanales; Solanaceae
Source: RefSeq, a predicted model, not a curated record